Messenger RNA from Sesamum indicum (sesame), 399 nucleotides. The record is from RefSeq and is a predicted model, not a curated record. NCBI's taxonomy places the organism in Eukaryota, Viridiplantae, Streptophyta, Magnoliopsida, Lamiales, Pedaliaceae.
GGCACCAAGGUAAGCCACUAUCCACCAUGCCCGCACCCGGAGAAGGUAAAUGCUCUGCGAGCCCACACGGAUGCUGGGGGAGUUGUCUUGCUCUUCCAGGAUGAUGAGGUGAAAGGACUUCAAAUGUUGAAAGAUGGGGUUUGGACUGAUGUACAACCUUUAAAAAAUGCUAUAGUCAUUAACACAGGUGAUCAAAUUGAAGUUUUGAGUAAUGGGAGGUACAAGAGUAUUUUACACAGGGUUGUGCCCCAAACAGAUGGGCAAAGGAGAUCAAUUGCUUCAUUCUACAAUCCAUCCCUCAAGGCCACCAUUCAGCCUGCUCCACAAUUGCUUGAUGCUAAGGUUGAGAACAUGGUGAAAGAUGUUGCUAAAUAUCCUAAGUUUGUGUUUGGAGACUAU